Molecule: messenger RNA, 752 nt
Organism: Colletotrichum destructivum
Lineage: Eukaryota; Fungi; Ascomycota; Sordariomycetes; Glomerellales; Glomerellaceae
Exons: 1
Coding region: 374-649 (91 amino acids)
Source: RefSeq, a predicted model, not a curated record
UUUCUUUUCUCGGCCGAUUUUAUCGACGCCACCAUUCACCAGUCUGCUUUCCUCUCGCUGUCUCCGAACCCACGCCCUAUUCCACAGGCUCUCAAACCGAGUCGCUCUGCUCAGGACGAUUGUCUCCGGUCUAAGCUUUCAAGCCACGAUGAUAUAUUUGGACUCUCUGCACACGUAGUGCCACCAGAGACCUCGCCCUGGAGUUGCUUUUCUUCUUACCAGAGCUCCCUGGAAGAAUUUCAUGCCCUGGGAAUCCGACAUGUUCGUCACCACCGUCCGACUCUAAGGUGGGGAAUGAGAACAGGGCUUAGUCCUACGACCAGCCGCAGUUGAUUCAUGUCAUGUGACCACACCCUAACAGCAAGAGUGCCCGAUGCUGUCAGCGUUGUGUCAUGGUGUCGGUGGAAGUCUCUGGGAAAUUGGAGUUGGAUAUGUUGAGAACGGAAUCUUCGGCGUGCUGCUGCGAACCCUCGUAGCUACCGCCAGCAUGGCAGCACGUUCUGAGUGCCACAGUGUCGUAGUCUGGGACAGCAGCUCAUCCAGCAGAUCUGCUUGUGUUGGAACCUUGGCCGCUUCCAGGCGUUGGCAAGCUGAUCAGCCAUGGCAACGAGGAGCUACCGUGUCGGGGCAAUUUCCGGUCAUAUUUUAGCACCGCGGCGUAGGUAUGAGUGGGGGAACAACAAUCCCCAGACCUGACCUGGAAUAAACUGGCGAGAGUGCUGGGUUGACCGGUGUUCGCUACUGUGCUUGGC